AUGUGGCGUGCGUGGUUGAAGUCAGCUACUCAUGCUGUGGUGGCAGACAAGGGACGUUACCGCGAGGGAAACCUGACGAUGAAUUAGAAGGGGAAAAAAAAAAUCGAUGAGCACACGGGGAAUGUGACAUCACUGAGUAGGGAGGGUUAAUUUAUCCGGGCGUCGUAUAACGGCAGUGUCAGAGCUCCCCUCCCUCAUAAACACACACACACACACAUCCGUACCAGCCAGCCAGCCAGCCGUCAUGCCGGAGACGACAGCAGCCGCCGACAUGCCCGAAUCUCAGCUCGCCCCGGUGCAGGAAAAUGUUGAGGUGGCCAAGAAAGAAAUGCGGGCGGUUUUGUUGACGGGAUUUGGAGGUGUGAAGAUGUUGAAAACGCAGUCCAUUCCCGAAGUCGCGCCGUCAGAAGGGGAGGUAGCCGUCCGAGUCAAAGCCUGCGGGUUAAACUUCUUAGACCUGAUGGUGAGACAAGGGGUAAUUGACAACCCCCCAAAGACCCCCAUUACCAUGGGAUUUGAGUGCUCAGGGGAGGUGGAAGCUGUUGGGGAAAACACCCCAGGGGUGGCUGUUGGAGAUCGUGUGAUUGUGCUGACAGACUACAAGGCUUGGUCAGAGGUUGUUGUUGUUAAUGCCAACUUUGUCUACAAGAUGCCGGACUCGCUGAGUUUCCAGGAUGGGGCGGCACUGGCUAUGAAUUACCUGACCGCCUACAUUAUGCUGUUCGACAUUGGAAACCUGUGCAAAGGGAAGUCAGUGCUUCUCCACUCUGCUGGGGGAGGCGUGGGCCAUGCCGUGUGUCAGCUCUGUAGGACUCAAGAGGAGGUAACUGUGUUUGGAACAGCUUCCUAUCAUAAACAUGAAGCCAUUAAAACCAUGGUAACACACCUGUUUGAUCAUGUGGUGGACUACGGUCAGGAAGUAAGGAAAUUGUCCCCAGAGGGUGUGGACAUUGUCUUGGACUGUCUGUGUGGAGAAGACGCUAACAAAGGCAUUGCAUUACUGAAACCCCUGGGGAAAUACAUACUCUAUGGAUCCUCUAACAUUGUAACAGGGGAGACAAAGAGCUUCUUCAGCUUUGCUAAGUCGUGGUGGCAGGUGGACAAGAUUAGCCCAAUCAAACUCUAUGAUGAUAACAAGUCCGUUGCCGGCUUCCAACUUCGUCAGCUGCUCUUCCGACAAGGUGGCGCCACCUAUGUUCGAAAUGUUAUGGACAGAUUGUUUACCAUGUAUAAGCAAGGCCAGAUCCGACCUAUUGUAGACUCUGUGUGGGCGUUUGAAGAUGUGGGAGAUGCAAUGACGAAACUCCAUGACAGAAAGAAUAUUGGAAAAGUUCUGUUAGAUCCAAGUCUGCAACCAAAAACUAAGGAGACGAUCAAUGUUACUGUUACCAUGGUUACACUUCAGACAAGCGCGGACGCUGCGCCAGCUGCAGAAGACACGGAGAAGAAGGAGUGCCAGAACGGAGACCAGUAGCUAGGACAGCCCCAGGAUACGAGUAACUGACCUCCUCCCACCCAGGCAAUGACUGUGAACUCUGGCCCCUAAAGCCCUGUUACUGCUGAAAAAGUUCUGACGGCAUGUUGACCCAUUAACACAGAAUUCUGGGAUAUAAGCUUUGAACCUUGCUUCUCUUCCUCUGCAUACUAAUAAGCUGGAGACUUCCUUUUAAAUUUUUCACUCACUAGAUGUAUAUAUUAAUGUCACUACUUUAUUGAUUAACUUGUAACUUGUUCGUAAAUACUCAUUUGCAUUUAAACUCCUGUGAGUAAGUACAGUGUGCCAAGCAGAUAUUGUAAGCCCUUGCUCUUCAUUCAAUGUCUUCAACGUAACUGUAGACUAGAAACUAGCAGACAUAUAUGUAAAAAAUGUUUUGAAUUUUAAAACUUAACAGUAUCAUUAUCUACUCAAGAAAAGAGGAAUAAAUUUUCCUAGUCAUUAAGCACAUCUACAUCUUGAAGUAGAAUAAAUCAGUGGAUAUGGAGGGAGUUUUAGAAUGUUAUUAAAGUCAUAAAUGUUUUUGAUGUCAAUGGAAGCACAGUUAAUCUAAAUUAUAGCUAAAAAUUCCUUGUUUACAUUUUUGUUGUAAUAUUUUUCUUGUUCAUUUGCCUGUAGUGCUUAGAAAAAUGACUUAAUCAAAUCUUUAUGACAAGUGUCUAUAGAAAGGGGCAAGUAUUUGUUUGAAGAUAUUCACAAAUUCCAAUACAUCCAAAAAUAUAUUGCCUCUUGUAUCUAUAACUCUUUCUUUUGCUUUAAGUUUUUUUCCUGUGAUAGAAAUACAGUGUCUUUUAAGAGCUACCGAUAUUCAUAUACGUAUAUAUGUAUGAAAAUGUGAAGAAGAAAAACAUUUUAUUGUGAUGGCCAGGUUUAAAUCCUAUGUGAUGCAAAGCAUAGCAGCUUUGGGUGAAAUCUGUGAGUUGUUAAUGUUGAGUGGUACUUAAAUUAUAAAAUGUAGAGAUGCACAUUGUUAUGCAUGCGUGAAUACAUGGGAUUGUAUGCUACAGUGCACCUGUUGUUUGCUCUUAACUCAGUUUGAAUCUCUUGACUAGAUUAUAUAACAACGGCAGUCUAAUAUGAGAUUAAAACCCUUUAAUUACCCAAGUUGAUUAGUAAGAAACCACUUCGACAAAAAGUUGUAUUGUAGUUUCAUCAGGCAGUGGUAUUGUGUACUGUGCUAGCUUCAGUUAUAGAAGUCAAGAAGCCUAUCUUGUUAACUGUGAGUUGUCUCUACAUAUAAAUGUACAUAUAUACUGUAAUUGCCACAGAAAAAAAACCAAAAACACACCAAUAUUGAGUAUGAUAUAGUGUGGUUUUACCAGAAUCACAGUUUCAUGCUUCUUCUGUAGAGGGAUUUUAACCAUGCACAAACUUGUCUAACAAAUUUCUGACAUGCAGUUGUUGAACACACUGGUGUUGCUCUACUUGACUCAAAUCCCAUCUUCUUGUUGCCAUGUUUAUACUUGUUGCGAUAAUAUCGUCAUGGCACUGUGGUUGUUGAAAUGGUUUACACUGCACAACUUGUGCUGGCAUGAGCUCAUGAGUUUGACAUGAUGAAUUCUGUUAUUGCUGUAUAUAUAAGACUUCUCCUUUUUGUUGAUCCAGUAAAUUGAACUAUGACAGUGAAGUUGUGCCAUAGAUUUGGACUGUUGCCACCUCAGGUGACCGAUAUGAUUAAAUCACGUUCCACAUGGCUACACUCACGAAUAUCUUGUAUUAAUACCAAUGGUUUUGCCAAUUGUUGACCAUAAUGAUCGGACCGUGUGCCACCUUCAGGAAUAGCUGGUAUCAUUGCCAAUGAUGUUGCCACUAGCUUACGUAGUGCAACCAGGUUAAAUAAGGAAUAGCUGGUAUCAUUGCCAAUGGUAUACAUUCAGGAAUAGCUGGUCAUAUUACCAGUGAUGUUGCCACCAAGAAAAUUGCCACAUGUACCAUACCUAACCAUGAUCAGAUCUGUUGACAUGUCCACCUGGCCAAAAUGGCCAAACUCAUUGCCACAACCAGAACCAUGGCCCACCCUAUACACAGGCAGAACAUGCCCCAGAUAUUCUUGCCAGCCACUGAACAUUCCAGCUGAACACGAAACAUUGCUGCUUGUAUUGUGCCAUCUUUAUGUACAUGCAUGGGCAUAUAAAAUGUCAGCGAACUUAGCUCCAGUUCCCAGAUCCUGGUUGGAUGCUUAAAACUGGAUAUCGAACUGGGAGCUAACUUCAAAUAGAUGCAGACAAAUGCACCCAGAAGGCAGUAAAGUUGAAAACCUCCUAUUGUACUAGGUCUGAAACUGUACAAGUAUGUAAAGCUGUAAUAACCUCAUUGAUAUCUGAAAUAGAAUGUAAUUCAUAAAUGCAACAUUGUUUGGUAUACAAAAAGUUUACAAAUGCUUAAGUUUUAAGACUAUUUAGAUAUAUAUUAAAGUUGUCUCUGUCUAAAUAAGAAUAAAUGAUAGUUAAAUAUAAAAAGAAUUAUUGACUUAAAUGGUUGUGAUUCAGAGAAGAAGUUUGCACUGUUAACUCGCACCGGACUGCUGCGUUUAUAAAAACUUUUUUUGUUAACAAAUGUUGAUCAGUGGCUUUAAAUGACCUGAAGGAAGGCUCAAAUUUGUCCAUGUUGUCUUUAAGGUCAAAAGGGCAACACUGUUCUCUCUGAUCCAAUCAGAAUGUUACAUUCAGACCAGUUCAACUGACUGAAUCUAAUCAAGAUGAUAAUAUACGCAUGUUAAUCAAGGUCUUUUGCUUACAGACUACCUUAAGUGACCACUAGUGACUAAAAUAUGCCAAAAACAACUUUGAAUCCCACGCGAACAAACUGACCACUGAUCAUGGAAAGAUAACGCUCUGAACACUGACCAGUUUAAUUAUCAGAGAUUAUACACAUGUAUAUCACAUCAUACAGAUAUAAAAAUUUUUAUGUACAAUGUAGUUCAAUCAAUAUUUACACCUCAAGAGUAUUACCGAAAUUUAGUGUUCCAUUAUGCAGAAUAUUGCAAUAUUCUGUCAAACUGAAAAAUUUUCUCUCCACAAUACGAAGAUGCAUUAGAAUUUCAUGCUAAACUAAAAACUUAUCUACGUCCUAAUUACAUGUAUUAGUGGACUUUUAACUUAAACGUAUUAUCAAUCAAUGUAGAUAUUAUGAUCGGAACUAUUUUUUGUGAUUUAAUAGACACUUUUAGACUUGCUGUAGAAGCAGGCUAUUUUUGUAGUGUUAGUCCAGUAUUAUGUCAGUUGUUAGCUGAAGUUUAACUUGUGACUUACAAUGUUUUAUGUAGAGACAGAUUAUUGACAUUAUUGUUUCCAGAAAGCUGUUUGUUGUGAUUUUUGUGGCAAUAAAGCUGUUGUU
Liolophura sinensis is the source of this 4831-nucleotide messenger RNA. RefSeq names its product synaptic vesicle membrane protein VAT-1 homolog-like. The transcript is spliced from 10 exons. Lineage: Eukaryota; Metazoa; Mollusca; Polyplacophora; Chitonida; Chitonidae. The record is from RefSeq and is a predicted model, not a curated record. The coding region runs from base 245 to 1474 and encodes 409 amino acids. Gene Ontology annotation, molecular function: zinc ion binding; oxidoreductase activity.